AUGAGCAAAUCCGGCGUUCAGCCGGCAUCGUGGAGGGUACUGCAUGCCAGAGUUAUCAUUCGCAAAGCUCCGAGCACAGCAGCUGGCAUACUGGGCUUCCAUGUGCAGGGCAAGAUCGUGGAAGGCUUGAUGCAGGACGUUUCGGGGACUCCCUGGAUCAAAGUCAAGCACCAUGGUUUGGACGGCAAAGAAUGCGAUGGCUUUAUGCUGAUUGACGGUUCAGCGGUAGGCUUGGGCAUCCUUAUGGAAAAAGUUGAGACUUUUGCAAGCGCAGCAGACAAAGCCCCGGCUGUCACUAGAAGCACACUGAGCAGCGCAAAGUCAGCUGCGAAGCCUUCAUUGCCAACAAAAAAAAAAAUGACGUCAAAGAACUGA
Molecule: messenger RNA, 375 nt
Organism: Effrenium voratum
Lineage: Eukaryota; Dinophyceae; Suessiales; Symbiodiniaceae
Source: the annotation of a GenBank genome assembly